AUGGAAGAAAUUCAUGUUGCAGCUAUUGAUCAUACUUUUCUUACUUGGUAUUUAUCCACAAUUGGCCAUAGAAACAUUUGUGAUAAGGAUAUCAAUCAUAUUUUUCGCCUAAGUCGUGCUAUUGAUACUUUUAUUUCACACACCAUUAAAGAACCUUCAAAAAAAAUUAAACAAAUGUCCAAAAGAAAAGAAAGAAAAAUUAAUAGUAAGACAGUUAGAAAUAUGAUGAGUUGGGCACAUGAUAGAUUUAGGAAUCGAUUGAUAUCUAAAGCAGAAGAACUUAAUAAAAUUAUAAUAACUUCUGUAUCUGAAGCUUAUUCAAAUAAACUUGUACUAAUUUAG
Molecule: messenger RNA, 342 nt
Organism: Diversispora eburnea
Lineage: Eukaryota; Fungi; Glomeromycota; Glomeromycetes; Diversisporales; Diversisporaceae
Source: the annotation of a GenBank genome assembly